Molecule: messenger RNA, 2304 nt
Organism: Xiphias gladius (swordfish)
Lineage: Eukaryota; Metazoa; Chordata; Actinopteri; Istiophoriformes; Xiphiidae
Gene: asl
Product: argininosuccinate lyase
Exons: 16
Coding region: 149-1546 (465 amino acids)
Cellular component (GO): cytosol
Molecular function (GO): argininosuccinate lyase activity
Source: RefSeq, a predicted model, not a curated record
CGUGACGUUUUUUAAAGGGACAGCAAACCGCCGCCUCGCUCUCGCCGCACGUUCCAGAAGCUCCGGUAUUUAGUUCUGGCCGUUGGCAAUCCAACGGCGAGAGCAUUUCCCCGGACGAAACCGCUACGGACACCCGUCGUCGAUAAGUAUGGCCAGUGCAGAGGGAACGAAACUUUGGGGUGGUCGUUUCGUGGGAGACACUGAUCCCAUCAUGGAGAAGUUCAAUGCAUCCAUCGCUUAUGACCAGAGGAUGUGGGAUGCCGACAUCCGAGGGAGCAAGGCUUAUGUGAAAGCUCUGGAGGGGGCAAAGCUGGUCACCACGGAUGAGAUGAACCAAAUUUUACAUGGAAUGGAUCAGAUUUCUGAAGAGUGGUCUAAAGGUGUUUUCAUUAUCAAACCUGGAGAUGAGGACAUUCAUACUGCCAAUGAGCGCAGGCUGAAGGAGCUGAUUGGUACACCUGCAGGGAAGCUGCACACCGGCAGAAGCAGAAAUGACCAGGUGGUGACUGACAUGAGGCUGUGGCUGCGAGAUGCCAUCUCAACCCUCACGGAAAAUGCCCUACAGCUGAUAUCUACCAUGGUGGAGCGGGCAGCAGCAGAAAUUGAAGUCCUAUUUCCUGGUUACACCCACAUGCAAAGAGCUCAGCCAAUAAGAUGGAGCCACUGGAUUCUAAGUCAUGCUGUUGCUCUGAGCAGAGAUGUGGAGCGGCUUGAGGAGAUCAAGAAAAGAGUUAAUGUUUUACCUCUUGGCAGUGGUGCCAUUGCUGGAACACCUCUUGGCAUCGACAGGGAGCUACUGCAGAAAGAGUUGGCGUUUGAUGGCAUCAGUCUAAACAGUAUGGAUGCCACGGGCCAAAGAGACUUUGUUGUGGAGUUCUUGUUCUGGGCUUCGUUGUGUUUGACCCACCUCAGUAAGUUGGCUGAGGACCUGAUGCUGUACAGCACAAAAGAGUUCUCCUUCAUCACACUGUCUGACGCCUACAGCACAGGCAGCAGUCUGAUGCCCCAGAAGAAGAACGCUGACAGUCUGGAGCUGAUCAGGAGCAAAGCAGGUCGUGUCUUUGGCAGAUGUGCAGGGUUUAUGAUGACACUGAAGGCCCUGCCCAGCACCUACAACAAAGACCUGCAGGAGGAUAAAGAAGCCAUGUUUGACUGCUACGAUACUGUUCAUGCUGUGCUGCAGGUGACAACUGGAGUCAUGUCAACUCUCCAGAUCAACCAGAGUGUGAUGGAAGCGGCCCUCAGUCCUAACAUGUUGGCGACUGAUCUGGCCUACUACCUUGUGAGGAAGGGGAUGCCAUUCAGAGAGGCACAUGGUGUCUCUGGUAAGGCCGUGUUUACAGCUGAAUCCAAAAAUAUCGACCUGAAUCAACUCACUGCGGAAGACCUGAGUGCUAUUAGCCCUCUGUUUGGAAGUGACAUAUCCUCAGUUUGGGACUACAGGAGCAGUGUGGAGCAGUACAGCGCCCCUGGAGGCACAGCCAAGAGUAGCGUCGCUGCACAGGUGGAACACCUGAGGAACUGGCUUAAGAAACACGCACAGUGACCUCAAUCCAAUUUCACCUUAAGGAAUUUGAAUUAGGUUUACUGGCACAAUUUUAGAUAAGUCUGAAAUGUCAGACUUAGGUCAAAAUGACUUAUUUAUGACUUGGAAACCAUGCUGCCUUUCAAACAUUCUCCUCUCUUCUAUGUAAUUACAAAUAUAAAAUAUUAGAUGGAUGAUUUGUAUUUUUCAGUUGAUCGUGCACAGAUGAUAAAUGUUACAAAAUACCUGACCAGUUUAAAACAGGUGACAAAAAUAAAUAAAUGUUAUUCAAACAGUUUCUACCACCUGAUCCAUCAUGGCUUUAUUGGAUCUCUGUCAGGUGUUUUCCUGUCUAGACCCACACAGACACAUGAUGGUGCUGUUGAAUGGUACAGAAAAAGAUAGAGGUGAUUAUUUGUCAAAGCUAAAACAUGGUUUAACGUGUGUGUCUGCCCAAAGUUACAGCGGCAACAGUGAAAAAUGUGCAGUUUUCUAGUUGCGUAAUUAAUUUAAUGAUAACAUACUGUAUCGUAGUCUAGGAAAUUUAUACAGAAACUUUCAGUAAAGAUGCUCAACAAACAGAAACAAUCAGUGAUCAGUUUCUAAUUCUGCUGACACAAAAUCAGUGAUUGAUAUUAUCCCUGAAAAGCCCAGUCAGUUCAUUCCUAAGUCUAAGUCAGUGCAUUAAGCACUUAAAGACAGACAUAUCAUAAGCAGGAAUAGAGAAGAAGUUGUUACUGUAGCAGAGCAUCACAGGUAUUUAUGUACACUUAGAACUU